GUGGAGAAUCCGUUACUCACGCCAUUUGUAUGUUUUCUGGCGCCUGCAAUCAGAGAGAGAGAGAGAGGGAGGGAGGCAAAUAACACGUUUUUGAAGCGAUUCCACGUUUAACUGUUAAUCCUCCCUCUUUUCUCAAAUUUGAAGACCAUUAAGAAAAAACGCAAAAACUGUUAGGGUUUCCCCUGAACCGGUUUCUGUGUAAAACCUUUCCGUGAAGGCGAAACCCGUCCUCGUUCUCUUUUCUUCGCAACAUUCUGCUUUUCCCCCACUUUCCCCCUAAUUCUACGCUCUUCACCAACUAAUUAUUUAUGCAGGUAAAAUUCACGCAGUUUAAGGGUGAAAGUUAACCAAAUAAAGGAAAGGAUUUUGCAAUGUUGCAUUCCCAAACAUCUCCAAAAGCCAUUUCUUAUUGAGAUAUCAAUUGGAGUAUUGUUCUUUCAGGUGAUGGAUAGAUUUUGAUGUCUUAUGCCUUUUUCUUGGGUAAUUAGAUCUGUCAAGUUUGCCUUAGUAGGCAGAGAUGGACCUCGCUGCUCUUUUGACUUCUGCUGGAAUGAAUAUUACUGUGUGCGUGGUGCUCUUUUCACUCUACUCUGUGUUAAGGAAACAGCCCAGCAAUGUCAAUGUGUACUUUGGAAGAAAGCUAGCUUCUCGCCGUUCAAAAAGCCAUGAUGUUUGUUUGGAAAGAUUUGUCCCCUCUCCUACGUGGGUAAUGAAAGCAUGGGAAACAACUCAGGAAGAACUACUGACUAUCGGGGGCUUGGAUGCUGUGGUUUUUAGCAGGAUGGUUGUGUUCAGCAUUCGAGUUUUUUCUGUUGCUGCUGUUAUCUGUAUUGUUCUAGUGCUUCCAGUGAAUUAUUAUGGUCAGGACAGAAUACAUAAGAAUAUACCUUUUGAGUCACUCGAAGUAUUCACCAUUGAGAAUGUUAAAGAAGGAUCCAGGUGGCUUUGGGCUCAUUGUCUCGCGUUAUACAUCAUAACGUUAACAGCUUGUUCUCUUCUUUACCGUGAAUACAAGAGCAUCAGUAAUUUGCGGCUAACACAUAUUACUGCAUCACCACCAAAUCCUAGUCAUUUUGCAAUUCUUGUCCGAGGAAUACCAUGGUCUCCAGAACAAUCAUACUGUGAUACAGUGAAAAAGUUUUUCUCAUUUUACCACUCAUCAACAUAUUUGUCACACCAAAUAGUGUACAAGUCUGGUGCAGUUCAAAAACUGAAGGAUGAUGCAGAAUAUAUGUGUAAGAUGCUCAGUUCUGGUUGUGGUUCAGUGCAACCAACAUGUAAGCCAAGCUUUGCGCAAUGUUACUUCUGUGGAGGAUCCACUAAUUCUUUUAAGAUUAUUUCUAAUGAUAUUGAUAGUAUGCAUGGGAGAUCAGGCUACAGUGACCUGCAUAUUAAUGCACGAAAAAAGGAAUGUGCAGCUGCUUUUGUGUUCUUUAAAAGUCGGUAUGCUGCUCUUACGGUUGCCCAAAAUCUCCAAACAGCAAAUCCUAUGUUAUGGGUCACAGACCUAGCUCCUGAACCACAGGAUGUUUACUGGUCCAACCUUUGCAUACCAUACAGGCAACUUUGGAUCCGGAAGAUAUCUAUAUUUGCUGCUUCUAUCACCUUUGUGCUUGUAUUCCUUAUCCCUGUCACAUUCGCCCAAGGCUUGACUCAACUGGAAAAGCUUGAAAAAAUGUUCCCUUUUCUGGCAGGGACACUUCAAAAGAAAUUUGUGAUUCAGCUGGUGACUGGUUACUUGCCAAGUGUGAUUUUGGUUUUAUUUUUAUAUGCUGUUCCACCAAUGAUGAUGCUAUUUGCAACAGUAGAGGGAUCCAUUUCUCGUAGUGGAAGGAAGCUGAGUGCAUGCACCAAAGUUCUGUACUUCACAAUUUGGAAUGUGUUUUUUGUUAAUGUUUUUGCUGGAUCUGUUAUCAGCCAACUCGCAGUCUUUAGUAGUAUAACUGAACUACCUGCCCAACUUGCCAAGGCGGUCCCAGUGCAGGCUACCUUUUUCACAACAUAUGUUUUAUCAUCUGGUUGGGCUAGUCUGGCAUUUGAAAUCAUGCAACUGUUUCCCCUUUUCUGCAAUUUGUUCCAGAGAUUCAUACUUGGGUAUAAGGAGGAUACAAUGAAUGGCAACCUAACUUUUCCAUACCAUACAGAAGUUCCAAGGAUCUUACUAUUUGGAUUCCUUGGGUUCACCUGCUCUAUUCUGGCACCCCUAAUAUUGCCCUUCUUAUUGUUUUACUUUGUACUUGCCUACCUCGUUUAUCGAAAUCAGAUUCUCAAUGUAUAUAUUAGAAAAUAUGAUAGCGGGGGACAGUUCUGGCCCAUUGCUCACAACACAGCGGUGGUUUCAUUGAUCUUCGCUCAAGUAAUUGCACUCGGGGUUUUUGGACUAAAACGCUCAACAGUUGCAUCUGGAUUUACCAUUCCACUGCUGAUUUGCACCGUUCUAUUUCACCAAUAUUGUAGGCAGCGAUUUCUCCCAGUAUUCAAGAACAACGCAACACAGGUUCUUAUUGAUAUGGAUCGGAAAGAUGAGCGUUGUGGGAGAAUAGAACAGAUUUUUGAACAAUUACAUUCAGCGUACUGCCAGUUCACUAGUUCUUCUCAAUCCGAAUGUUUCAGCAGUCAUCAAGGGGAAAGGGAAAUUGUUCGAACUCCAGAAGAUGUGGAGCCAGGCAAGGAAAUUAGCCAACAAGAUUUAUCAUGGCCAGUUCAUCGUAAUUUGACUUCGGAUAAACCGGUACUUGGCGGGACGUAAUUCUAGAGGUUUUUAAGCUUGCAGAUGUUGCAAAAAUCAUCGUGAUGUGCCCCCAAAAAGAGGGGUGGUGCAUGAACAAUUGCAAUCGGAAUUCCGAAUACCUGCGAAGAAAAUGGGAAUUUGACUUUUCUCGGAAAGUUUUGUUGAGCGACAGAGUGAACAUAUCUCUUUAUGCUUUUUAUCCUAUGUUCUUUGUAAUUGUAAAUAUGCACAUUAUAAGAUAACUGUACAUACGCUCACGGGCGUGUUUGUAGAAACGUAACAGCUCCGCGUGAAUCUGUAAAAAAUCUCCAGUCACGUGUUUAGCUUCUUCGAAUGCGUAAAACGGAUGCUCUACUUAGGUUUUGUAGGAAAGAUCAACCACCAGGAUCUCACCUCCCUAUGCUCUUUAUAACGUAAAUAAAGCAUGUAUGAUAUGAUAGUUAAGGCA
Molecule: messenger RNA, 3179 nt
Organism: Cajanus cajan (pigeon pea)
Lineage: Eukaryota; Viridiplantae; Streptophyta; Magnoliopsida; Fabales; Fabaceae
Product: hyperosmolality-gated Ca2+ permeable channel 2.1
Cellular component (GO): plasma membrane
Molecular function (GO): calcium-activated cation channel activity
Source: RefSeq, a predicted model, not a curated record